Guillardia theta CCMP2712 is the source of this 429-nucleotide messenger RNA. RefSeq lists its product as hypothetical. The coding region runs from base 1 to 429 and encodes 142 amino acids. NCBI's taxonomy places the organism in Eukaryota, Cryptophyceae, Pyrenomonadales, Geminigeraceae. The record is from RefSeq and is a predicted model, not a curated record. The transcript is spliced from 3 exons.
AUGGGCAUGUGUGAGUCCAGGGACGUGCAAUCAUGCUGCGCCACUUCUGAUGAAGUCGCCGACGAGCGAGUGAGGACAACGGUCAAGGUGAAGGGCAUGCAAGCUGUCAAACGAAAGUCGAGCAGGGUGGGGAGCCAGAGAGCGUUUUCCGAGACGGAUGACGUGAUGAGGAGUUACUUGAACUUGAAGAACGAAUUGCUCCAGAAGGCUAUGGCAGAGAAGGAAGAGGCUAAUGCUAGGAAGGAGAAAGCAAAGAGGAUGGAGAAGCUGGAGAAAGCGAAGAGACAACUUGCAGAGCUGAAGAAGAGCAUUCGCCAAGAUCCUCACUCAGAAGCCAAGCUUCAAGAGAUGAAAGCCAUCAGGGAGAGGAUUUGGAAUCUGGAUACUGUCAAGGGUGGACAACAAAGUAGGAGGAAAAGCACCGUCUGA